Messenger RNA from Oppiella nova, 937 nucleotides. NCBI's taxonomy places the organism in Eukaryota, Metazoa, Arthropoda, Arachnida, Sarcoptiformes, Oppiidae. The record is from the annotation of a GenBank genome assembly.
AGUAACAGCAGUUGCGAAGGCGAGACAUCGAAAGGCAAAACAAAAGUUAUUAAACAAACGACCGCCUCUUCCGCCCCAAAUAAAAUAAUUAAAAAAGAGAACUUAAAUGGAGUGAAGAAUGGCUCGAAUGGCAGCAAACGUAAGGCAAACCAGACUUCAGUGAGCAAUGGAAACGGCAAUAGCGGUGCUCUCACUUUAACGCCUCCUCACACCCCCUCCAAUGAAGUGAGCACUUUGCAGCGCAAAAGAGAUAACACUGGUGAAACUAAGCCAGUCAUAAACCCCGGACCCCAUCACAACGGUCCGGCGACCGCCAGUGGCCCCAACGCUAUAGACUUCAGUCACGUGGAUGUGGGAAACCUGACCACAGAAGUGAUGACAAACAUAGACGAGACAGAACUCGACCAAUACUUACCACUUGUGAACGCCUCGUCCGCACAAUAUUCCAGUGCAAUGGAGGCCGCAGCAGCCAACUCGCCCGUCAAUGCAAUGUACGCCUGGUCUACCAAAUACCUUACAUCCCAUCAGAACAGUACAAAAGCCAAUGCCAAACAAAAUGACUCUUUCAAUGAUAAUAGUUAUGAAAGCCAUCAAAGUUUAUACCCGAGGAAUGGAGAGCACCAGCAGAUGGGCUCUUAUGACCACUGCGUUAGUGUUAAUCAACUCUACCCCUCGUAUUCAAGUUACGCCUUAUCAGCAAACCAUAGCCCAUACGGCACGGGAUUUAUGCCCCUUCAGUGGCCUUACACUUGAUGCCAUCAAAUAUCAAACUAUCCCUUUAUUUUCAAACAUUUGCCUCUCUUUUAAGAAUUAUUUGAAUAAAUAUUUAUAAUUAUUAAGAAACGGCAACUGUAUUGCAAUUGUUUGAAUGUUAUUAUUAUAUUAAUUACAACAUUAAAUUUGUGAAUAAAUCUUAUUAUUCAAAAGUAAUUAUAAA